AUGGAGGCUGGUAGCGGUAGUAACUCACAAUGUUCACCGGGGGGACCAUUCAAUAGUGAGGGAUCUGCAAGUCAGCCCCAAGGUCAUAGGCAAAAGACAGAUAUAGCAUGGGGAUAUGUUUCUGAGGGCAGAAAUGCACAAGGAAGAAAAACCAUGACAUGCACUUAUUGUUUUAAAGUGUUUCAUGGGGGUGGCAUCCACCGAAUGAAGCAACACUUGGCAGGAGUAACGGGCAGUGUUACUUCAUGUCCAAAUGUUGAUCCAGCAGUGAGGCUUGCAAUAUUAACAUGUUUGCAAGAGAAUGAUAAAAAAUCUAAAGAACAUGUUUGCAGGAGUAACAUGUUUGUGGUCGAAAGUCCUUUUGGUCAACCAGUGCACGAAUUUGUCGGUGAUGAAGUGCAAGAGGUUCCACCUCCUCGAAUAAGGGAAAUUUCAAUGAAUGAGGCUGGUACAUCAUUAGGUAAAGGAAAGAGAAAAACCACUGCCCCUACAGGUAUUCAUGCUUUCUUUAAGGGUGGACGUGAUAGUGCUCAACCUACUAUCAAAGCUUGUUUGCAAAGUAAGGAUAAAUGGCAAAAUACUGAUAUGGCCAUUGCUCUUUGGUUCUAUGAUGCAUGUAUUCCCAUUAAUGCUGUUAAUUCUCCAUUUUUUCAAAAAGCUAUCGAUCAAAUUGCAUCAAUGGGUCAUGGUUAUAAAGCUCUAUCUUAUCAUUCUUUGCGAGUCACUUUGUUGCGAGAUGCUAAGAAAGAUGUGCAGUUAGUUGUUGAUUCAUUUCGAAAUAUUUGGGCUGAAACUGGAUGCACUAUAAUCGGUGAUGGAUGGAAAGAUAGUAGACAAAGACCAUUGAUUAAUUUUCUGGUUUAUUGUCCUAAGGGUAUAUCUUUUAUCAAGUCUAUAGAUGCAUCGGACAUUGUGACAAAUGCAGAAAAUUUGUGCAAUCUGUUUGUUGAAAUUGUUGAAAUGGUUGGUUCAAAAAAUGUGGUGCAUUUAGUCACUGAUAAUGCUAGCAAUUAUAAGGCUGCUGGAACUUUAUUAAAUGAAAGAUAUCCAACUAUUUGCUGGUCUCCAUGUGCUGCCCAUUAUAUCAAUUUGAUUUUGAAGGAUAUUGGUGAAAUGGGUACUGUUAAAUCUCUAGUGGCUCUUGCUGCUACAGUAACUGUUUUUGUGUAUAAUCAUAAAUAUGUUCUAAAUUGGCUAAGAAAAACUAAUGGGUGGAGGGAGAUUAUUCGUCCGGGGGAGACUCGAUUUGCCACCACUUUUAUUGCACUAAAGAGCUUACAUGAUCACAAAGACAGCUUACAAGCUUUAGUCACUAGCGGAGAUUACAAAAAGUUCUUGAAAAUGAACAAAGGAAAAGAGGUCAAACAAAUUGUUUUGGAUGAUAGAUUUUGGAAUAAUUGUUUGAUUACGGUGAGAAUAAUGGGUCCUAUUAUUCGGUUGUUGAGAGUUUGUGACACUGAUGAAAGGCCUUCUUUGGGGUAUGUGUAUGAAGGUAUGUUUAGAGCAAUUACUGGAAUCAAGAAGUUGUUCAGGAGUAGUGAAAGACUAUAUAAGCCUUACAUUGAUAUCAUCAAUGACCGAUGGGAUAGGAUGUUGAGGAAAAAUUUGCAUGCUACGGCAUAUUUUUUAAAUCCCGCUUUUCAAUAUGACACUGCCACAUUCUCUACACAUCCAGAAAUUACAAAUGGUUUGUUGGAUUACAUAGAAUCAAAGGUGGAUUGGUGUAGUGUGGAAAAUUUAACAAGAGAAAUUGGAAUGUAUCGAGAGCGGGAGGGAAGUUUUGGCAGAAAACUUGCUAUUCUUACUAGCAAGAAAGAUAGACCAGAGAAUUGGUGGAAGCUCUUUGGUUGUGAUGCUCCCAACUUACAAAAACUUGCAAUUCGGGUUUUGAGUCAAACAGCUUCUUCUUCAGGAUGUGAGCGUAAUUGGAGUGUUUUUGAACGUAUUCAUACUAAGAAAAGGAAUAGGUUGGAGCAUCAAAGGCUCAAUGAUCUUGUAUAUGUGCAUUACAAUUUGCGUUUGCAGUAUAGGCAUAAUCAGCAAAAGAGAUCGUAUGAUCCCGUUGAUUAUGAGUCAAUUGAUAAAACAGAAUUUUGGGUGGUUGAAGAAGAACAAGAAGGGGAGCUUGAUUAUGAGGAGUUAGAGGAAGAGCUUGAAGAACUUCCAAUUCAUGGUCAAUGUUCAAAUUCUGAACAACUUGAAGAUAAUGAAGAGGAAGCAGAAGAUGUUGAUUUAGAAACAUUUCAGCGUCGAAACUUUUUUAAUGAUGAAGAUGAUGAUUGGCAUUAA
This is a messenger RNA of Coffea eugenioides, 2289 nucleotides long. RefSeq lists its product as uncharacterized. The record is from RefSeq and is a predicted model, not a curated record. Gene Ontology annotation, molecular function: DNA binding; protein dimerization activity. NCBI's taxonomy places the organism in Eukaryota, Viridiplantae, Streptophyta, Magnoliopsida, Gentianales, Rubiaceae. Bases 1 to 2289 code for a protein of 762 amino acids. The transcript has 4 exons.